Daphnia pulicaria is the source of this 1878-nucleotide messenger RNA. RefSeq lists its product as uncharacterized. The coding region runs from base 632 to 1774 and encodes 380 amino acids. Lineage: Eukaryota; Metazoa; Arthropoda; Branchiopoda; Diplostraca; Daphniidae. The record is from RefSeq and is a predicted model, not a curated record. The transcript has 4 exons.
GGCUGAGCCGACGAGUUUCAUUUAGUCCGAACUCCGAAUCGUUCAGCCUAUUAUUAUCAUGAGCACGUUUGAAGCAAAAGUAAUUUAUCGUAAUUAAUUCCUAUCAAUGACCUUGAGAAGAAAAUGCCACCAGCAGACUACAAUUCGUCACAUCAUCGUCACAUCAUCUGCUUGAGAUGAUAUUAACACGUGCGUCAUCCAUCCAUUUUUGUCAAACGUAUCGUGAAUCAAGUUUAAGAUUACGUUUUGAGGCAAUUUGUUUCAGAAUUAAAUAGCUACCACUGACGCUCGCAGUCAUAAAAUGAAAAGCAAUGCUUUCUAACGAUUUCAAGGUUAUGAAAUGUAACAGGAGUCAAGCAACUUCACGUUAUAAUUGACUAGAAUCGAAAGGACAAUUGCGCAACCAAAUGACAAUUUGCUGAUUGCAGGCUACGAAAACGGAAAAUCCAACAGAUGAAAAACAGAAACCAGACAUUCAAAUCGACGUUCACUGAGAACUUUCUGACGCCCGCAAGUAUCUAAAAACAUCCAUCAGAAACUAGAACAAGGUGAAUCGACAAAUCCUUUAUAAAGGCUGGCUUUUUCCAAAUGGACAUUCACAGUCAAACCAAAGUUCUAAUCGAAAAGUAAGAUGAAAUUCCAUUGCUUGCCUUUGAUAGUUGCCAUUUUGUGCAUCUCAGUCACCCAUUCUGCACCGUGGCCCAGGGAAGACUCCAGUCUCUUGAAACAACAAGGAGCUGAUGGAAUUAAAAAUGGCGAGUCCGUGAAACGUGCUGCCAAUAACCGCAGAUCAAUGACUGGUGUUCCUUUCUUCGAAGUCCACGAUCUGACCGGAGUUAAACACGAACACAUCCCUCAUGAUGUCAUGCCGUUCGAAGUCGUAAACAUAGACGGCCACACCCACGACACUCUUCCGGCUGAUAUCAUCCCCGUUGAAAUUAUUCAGCAAAAUUCACCCGAAGUCUUUGAAGUUCACGAUCUGACCGGAGUUAAACACGAAGACAUCCCUGAUGAUGUCAUGCCGUUCGAAGUCGUUAACAUCGACGGUCACACCCACGAAACUCUUCCGGAUGGUAUCAUCCCCGUUGAAAUUAUCCAGCAAAAUUCGCCCGAAGUCUUUGAAGUUCACGAUCUGACCGGAGUUGAGCACGAUGAUAUCCCUGAUGACGUCGUCCCUUUUGAAGUCGUUAACAUCGACGGCCACACCCAUGAAACUCUUCCGGCUGACAUCAUCCCUGUUGAAGUUGUUCAACCAAAUUCAGCCGAAGUCUUCGAAGUUCACAACUUGGACGGAGUUGACCACGACGAUAUCCCCGAUGAUCUCACCGUGUUUGAGGUUGUCGAUAUCUCCGAACACACCCACGAGACCCUGCCGAAGGAUGUCUUACCUGUCCACAUCACUCCCAUUGGCCCAGUUUCUGCUGGAGCCAGUGCUGUCAGCACAGAUGGAUCUGCCGUUUUCGCUUCCGCCUCCGCUUCAUCGUCUGGAAUUCCGGCCGGAGUUACUCGCACCUCAUCUGGCAUGUCCCGUAUUAAAGUUGUUCCAUCUUACGUCAACCGGAUGAAGUUCCCUACCAAGUCUGCCGUACCUCAUGUCGCUCCUGCAGUUGCCAGUGCCAGGCCUUAUGCGAGGCCUUAUGCUGCUACUAAAGUGAAAUGUCGCCAACCGGAUCUUUUCCCCUUCAGAGGACCUGCCACAGGCAUGUUCAAAUUCUUCUCAGAUAUCGUACGAGAGGAACUGUCUGAUUGCACCGCUGGAGGACAAAUGCAUUAAAAAAAGAAAUUGCCAAUUAUUUAUUUAUUAGAAAACCACUACUUGCUGCUGUACGCAAUACUAUUUAUUUGAAUGAAAUAAGCCAGUAAAUUUGUCACAAUCAA